AUGGAAAUGUCACGAUCAAGUGUAGCCUUGUUGAUCCUCGUCAAUUUCCUCCAAGUUCUUGAAGGCGGAGACUGUAUAAUUAUUGGAACAUACCUUGGAGCGUUACCAAAUGGUGUGCGACCUCCAGCCCUGUCCUCGAUCCACCCCCAAGGUAAAUUUUGUUUUGUAGUUGGAUUUUGCCAAAGAUGUGUCUUACAAUGGAAAUUUUCAGCCAUUUUCCGAGUGGACAAGAUUGGGCAUCACCAAGCGGAGUAUCAGUAUCACGGCAGACAAAGGGAACAAUCCCAACCGAAAAUACGUGAUCUCUCUUGGUGGAGCGGCAAACUUUGGUGGAACGUUCAGAAUUAGACAGGGGCUAACCGUCGAGCAAUGGGUGACAAAUGCAGUGGCAUCUAUUUCUCAAAUACUCACGAAUUUGAGUGCAGAUGGUGUUGAUAUUCCGCAGGUAAGUUAUUUUGCGUUGUUAGCCAUAAACUUGUUCCCUGCUCAUUGAGUGCGAUAACAUUUGCUAAAUUGGAUCAACGUCAACGUGUGCAAGUAUAUUAGAACACAGUUAAUAGACUAUAUUAAGAAUUACUGUUACUGUGGUUAUAGAGCUAAUGGACAUGAUUUUGCGAAUAACAUGCAUGCCGAUACUGAACUAUUAAAGACAGGAAUUAUCAUUCUUGAAACAAACAUUUAAGGUCAUGACCUUGAAUGUUUGUUCUUUUCAUUUCACGAUUGAAAUUUCUGCUCCACAAAAUUUACCCUUGUAUAUAUACUGUUUUGUUUAUCUUAACGUUCGAAGGAGGGACAAGAUACAUCAAAUUCAGGCCAGCAGUCACCUGUCUUGCCCAACAAUUGAAAGCCCUGGGCUACGUCACAACCUUUGGUCCUUACUACGGUGGAACUUGGAGUGAUUACGUCGGUCUCCCACUAAACAACGUCGAUUAUGUCUUCUGCCAGUUCUACGCCAAAAACCUGGGGAACGUUAACAGCGUUGUCACGGACAUCACACAAGCAGCAAAUGACCUGGGCGGUUGGAGCAAGCUUGUCGCUGGAUUUAAUUCUAAUAAUAGAAAUCCAAAUCCAACUGUUUCGCUGCAGGCCUUUCAACGACUCAAGAGAAAUUUGCAGGGAACAUUCACAUGGGCCGCUGAAAUCUCCAAGUCCAAAUCGUCCACCAUAUUGCAUUGA
Molecule: messenger RNA, 1176 nt
Organism: Paramuricea clavata
Lineage: Eukaryota; Metazoa; Cnidaria; Anthozoa; Malacalcyonacea; Plexauridae
Source: the annotation of a GenBank genome assembly